Messenger RNA from Dibothriocephalus latus, 2469 nucleotides. Lineage: Eukaryota; Metazoa; Platyhelminthes; Cestoda; Diphyllobothriidea; Diphyllobothriidae. The record is from the annotation of a GenBank genome assembly.
AUGCUUGCAGCUGCCUGGAUUAUCUUCCUCUUUCUUUAUGCUCUUUUGUCUCGGGCUACAACUUCAUCUGACGGUGAUCCUUCAUUGACCACUGUUGAGAAUGCCUCCUUGAGCCCCAUACGUACUGGAGAUCCCGUAGAUGGCGACGGCAGCGAUUCCGUUUCUAACGCCAGUCCUCGGGUUGACAUUGAAACACAGACGAGGCCACUCGCGGGCAGCAAAAGCAGACGUGAAAGUGGUGACAAGGAGGGGUUAGUCGAACGUGAGGACCUGACAGCAACGGAAAAAAGUCUCUUCAAGAUGACCUCCGCUACACGUCACGGCAUUGUCCUCAGCUGGCAUGUAGACACCCUCUGGCGCUACAUGGCGUUUACAAAUUGGCCCGCUAUCGCCAGGCUCUACAACGUUUCUCUUACUGAUCAUCGACUGGUCAUAUUCGAGCCCAUAUAUCUUUCUGCACGCAUUCCUGCUGACGAAGCCAUAAAGAUGCGGCCACCGUCUGAUCACUUUAUGCCGCCGCCAAAGCCUACCUAUCCAAGGGAACCCGAGCGGGAAAGCGGACCCCAGCCACGUGAUGUAACAGAAGAUGAUUUAGACGUCUGGACCAUCGAAAAAGCAAUCGGUGAACAACUCUGGGCCCAGAUUGCCUCAUUCGGUCGUAAGGAGUCGCUGGCUGCCCUGGGCAAACCACUUUCAGGCCUUCUCAACUGGACCAGUCAUCUUUGGACUACUAUCGAAAUUGCAUUGGCUAGUCUUCUAGGCAGCUGUUUUUUCUUCACUAUCACCUGUGUCGGUAUGCUGAUUGUUCAUCGCACUGUCUCAUGCACUUGCCCUUGCGCCGGAGAUUAUUACAAUGGCCAGAUCUCGAUCAUUGCUGCCACGCUGUCUGGUCAGUUCAGUGGAGAGCAACUGCCCUCGCUGUCGCCUGAACUUUCACCACCCGGCUCCUCUCUUUCCACCACCACCUCCAUACCUGCUAUCCGCCUAGAUAACUGGAGUCGCAGUAUUCGGGUCUGGAGCGUGGACUGUGGUCAUUUGGUGGCCAUGAUUGACAGGUAUUCGAGGGAGGCUAUUGAUGUAAGAAAUCGGGAAUUGGCUAGAAAGGUCAACAAGUAUGCCGCAGUCUGGUCAAUGAAGCUCUUGCCCACCGGCGAAUUGGUUGCUGGAUGCAGUGACGGAACCCUAGAAAGGGCCUUUAUCGGCAUGGUGUGGGACCCAAGGCGAAAGCAUCUCCGUCAAGUUCUCGAUUUGCGCUCUUGUACGGCCGUCGUGCAGGCGAGGACGCCUCAGCCUGAUCCACUGAGCAGUGGGCGACGUGAAGCACAUCUCGGUGGUAUUACCUCGAUAGAGAUGACCAAGGAAAACUGGUCCAUUGUUUCUUCUCCUCCCGCUGAUAGUUUCUUUGUCGGCUCGAGUGCGGGGUACGUGGGUAUGGUGAGGUUUUGCUGCGGCCGUGCGGAAUCAGAUGUCGCCUGUCUACAGCCGAUCGCCAGCCAACCCCUCUUACGUGUCUCCUCAGCAGCCAGUACAGAAUCCCUAAACAAUGACUUUGACCAACACUACCUCUCACACGCACCCAACUCCGUUUUCUUUGUGGUCUCUGGCAGCGAGGACGGCUCGCUGACUCUGAUUGAGACGCACAAACUACAUUUUCAGCGUUUCUCCUGGGAUCCCAGCCCUAUACUCUGUGUUGACUUAUGCCAUUUUACGAUCGGUGUAGGUCAGGCGUCCGGCCGCCUACAUUUGCUCAAGACCUGCUUCCUCCCGUCUUCAGCUGAAGACCGGAAUUCGCGAUCAGCUUCCUCGUCACAUUCCCUCGCGUCCAACCUAGAAUCCGGAGAAACUGUCUUCCAGGUAACACAUUACGAGGUAGAUUCCUCAACUCCAACCAUCUCAUCGUCGGCUUCAUCAAUGAAGGAUUUCGGUGGGCACUGUGCAGCCAUUGUCUGGGUCAAACUAUUUCCUCUGGCUAGCUACUCACAGACUUCCGUUGGCUUACCGGAGCCCAUCUCGCCAUCAGGGUUUCAUUUGAGUCUGAGUCUUUUACGAUUGGUUACCUGUAGCCUUGAUGGCACCGUUUCCGUCUGGAGACUUGAUUCUUCGACCUCUCUUCUGAAGCGGUUCCGGACAAACUCGCCAACCUUUGCCCUUCCUGCCCCGGUACUUGCUGUCGACGAAAGGGUUAUCAUCGGUGACCAAGGUUAUCUGCGUCUCAUCGACCCCUGGAGCACGCAAUGUGAGCGCUCUAUCCAGUUGUUGCCCCCGUCCGACCAAUCAAGCGGUGCGACCGGCAGCUACCGUCACAGCAAUCUCCUCUCACCCACCUCCCUGCUGUGCCUGCGUCGAUGGGCCAGUGGAUUGGGUCCGGUCGGUGUGGCUGACGGCAGUCCCCGAAGUCACUAUAUCGUCUCCUUGGCUGAUGGUGGCCGAACCCUGGUCGUUGUCCCAAAAAGUGCUUUCGUUAGCUAA